Messenger RNA from Mugil cephalus (flathead mullet), 2440 nucleotides. It is a transcript of the gene eif2b4, whose product is annotated as eukaryotic translation initiation factor 2B, subunit 4 delta. The coding region runs from base 623 to 2317 and encodes 564 amino acids. Lineage: Eukaryota; Metazoa; Chordata; Actinopteri; Mugiliformes; Mugilidae. The transcript is spliced from 15 exons. The record is from RefSeq and is a predicted model, not a curated record.
AGAAAAGGCCGAUCUGCAAGGCCUGCUGUGGGCACAAUCCACCGGCCGGAUUCAGAGGAGGAUGGUUGCUCACGGGGAGGAGAAGAGAGGGUGAAGUCUCAGGGAGUGGAGGGUUAGUUAGAUGAGUCUGAUGGGUGGAUAGAACGGGAGGAGGAGGUUUUAACUUAAAUCUGUCGUGCACGCUUGUUCUUUGACAAGUACAGUCCAAAAAAAAACCAAAAAAACUUCCAGAUUCAGCUGCGAACUUUCCUCCUCCUGGUUCAGUUUUGUGUGUUUCAGAGGAAGCGGGCAUCAGCCCGGCUGUCAGGCGCCAACACGUCCCAACAGCUGGCCUGAGCCCGACACCUCUGUCAGGUGAGGGGGGGAAGCUGAGGUGCGACACAGGAAAGGAGUCAGGGAAUUCUUGACGUGUGUUUCUCAGAGGAGCCGUCACAAGAAGUCUAAUCAAAGCAGAGAGAGGGCUCGCCUUUUCUGACGGCCAUUUGGCCCAGAGCUGGGGUUAGAUUUUAUCAAAGAAGUCAAGCAGCAACUGCGAAGGGGAGGCGGACUGCGGCCUCCGGCUCACUCAUCCCGGCUACUACAAGAGGAGGCACGGCAGAGCUCAGUAAAGGGGGCGAUAUAGAUGUCUGUGCGCUGUUGUUUCUGCAGCGGAGGGAGGCAGCGAAGCAGCACCGUAGACAUGGCCGACAGUGGAGUGACAGAUGGACCUAAACAGAAGGAUGACAUUGAACGUGUCAAGAGCGAAGGCAAAGAGCUGACCAAAGAGGAGAAGCAACGGCUGAGGAAAGAGAAGAAGCAGCAGAAGAAACAAAAAGAGAAAAAAGAUGACAAGACUCCACAGGAAAGUGAGAAGGAAAAGAAGCCGACCAGCCGGCCAGCCGCCCCGGCAUCCCAGCCUCCGACACAGUCCACAACACAGAAGGCUCCUUCAGCAGUGCCUGCUCCUGUUUCCGUGCCUGCCCCAGAGGCUGCAGCCCCGGCUGAGAAGUCCGCCAAGAGCAAAGCGGAGCUGAAAGCUGAGAGGAGAGCUCGGCAGGAGGCCGAACGAGCCUCCAAACAGGGCAAGAAGGGCGACGUGGGCCAGCAGGCGCCCACAAGCAAAACUAAAGCACCACCUAGUGAGCUGCAGCCAGUGGUGAAGAGGCUCCCAGAACAUGUUCAAGUGGAUGACCCAGACGUUUUAAAGAAACUGGCCAAGAAGUUGGAAAGACAGCAGACACCAGAGCUCAAUUCUGCUAAAAAGAUCCCACUGCGCUCAGACUACGGCUACAAAGUCAGCUUGUUCUCUCACCUCCACCAGUACAGUCGCAAAGCCCCUCUAACACAGCAGCUCAGCAUUCCCUCCACAGUGAUUCAUCCUGCUAUUGUUCGACUGGGUCUCCAGUAUUCACAGGGCAUUGUAGCAGGAUCCAAUGCUCGUUCUGUGGCCCUGCUGCAUGCCUUCAAACAGGUAAUAAGGGACUACACUACACCUCCUAAUGAGGAGCUAUCAAGAGACUUGGUCAACAAGCUGAAACCUUAUAUCAGUUUUUUGAAUCAAUGUCGCCCUCUGUCAGCGAGCAUGGGUAAUGCAAUCAAAUACAUCAAGAAGGAGAUCUCCAAUAUUCCUAGUCAGGUCAAAGAAGAAGAGGCGAAGAGCAAACUGCUGACCUGUAUCGACCGCUAUAUUGAUGAGAAGAUUGUUAUUGCUGCUAAGGCUAUCGCUAAGUCCUCCAUAGAAAAGAUCAGCAAUGGAGACGUCAUCCUGGUUUAUGGAUGCUCUUCACUGGUCAACCACAUCCUGUGCGAGGCCUUUGAGAAAAGCAGGAAGUUCCGCGUUAUCGUGGUGGACAGUAGGCCGCGGCUGGAGGGCAGGGAGACCCUGAGGCGCCUGGUCCAGAGAGGCAUCAGCUGCACAUACGUUCUUAUCUCGGCCGUCUCCUACAUCCUUCCAGAGGUAUCAAAGGUGUUCCUUGGUGCUCAUGCUCUGCUGGCCAACGGUUACGUCAUGUCUCGGGUGGGGACGUCGCAGAUAGCUCUGGUGGCCAAAGCCUUUAACGUGCCUGUGCUGGUGUGUUGUGAGACCUACAAGUUCUGUGAGAGGGUGCAGACAGAUUCCUUCGUAUCCAAUGAACUUGAUGACCCAGACGACCUCAUCGUGACCCGUAAAGGAGUGACCCAGCUGGAGGACUGGCAGCAAGUGCCCUCCCUCGGCCUGCUGAACCUGGUGUACGACGUGACGCCGCCCGACUUCGUGGACCUGGUCAUCACGGAUCUGGGGAUGAUCCCGUGCACCUCGGUCCCCGUGGUGCUGCGAGUCAAAAACGUGGACCAGUGAACGGCCUCGGCUGAGGUCGCGCGCAUCGAAGCUCGCACACCCACACACAUACACACAACACAAAAUAUCGUGCUUUUAGCAUGCAAUAAAUAUAUAUAUCUGAAAUGGCAUAUGCUUUUUAAA